UCAGAAUUGCAUGGGCUUUGGCGAUCCUAUUGGUGCUUGGGCGGCUGAAUACACAGGUUGAAGGACAGCUUAGUCUUCCGUGCAUGAGGAUUAAUCUUCGCAUGAUAUCUUGUUAUCUACACGUGAUAACUUGUCACCCUAAUUGUAGAAAAGCUCCAUGUAACGAUCAAUGCACACCUCCCCCAAUGUCGUGUUGUGUACAACUUGCGAGGAUAGGAAAAGGUAUAAACACUAAUGCUGAUGCAAAAAAUCUAUGUGACUGCAUACAAGAAACCGUGAUCGACAGACAAGGCACACCGUUUACUGGUGUCGGCCUCUCAGUUCUUCCCAAUGAAUGCAUGCUUGCAAUGAAACUUCCUCCGGUCAAAGCUGAUACCAACUGUAAAAAGUGGAAGAAAAAGAUGAUAGUACGUGUCUAGCUUUCCAUAUAUAAAUAUAUAAUGAGAAUUGAAGCUAGCAAUGAAAUCGCUAUAUAUGUUUUUAUGUAUAAUCUUGAAACUUUGUCCAUUUAUACUAAAGGUUCACCUAGAAUGCAUCUUUAGCAAGUUUUAAUAAUAAGAAUAACAAAUUACCAUGCGA
Molecule: messenger RNA, 579 nt
Organism: Lactuca sativa (garden lettuce)
Lineage: Eukaryota; Viridiplantae; Streptophyta; Magnoliopsida; Asterales; Asteraceae
Source: RefSeq, a predicted model, not a curated record